This is a messenger RNA of Corticium candelabrum, 1585 nucleotides long. RefSeq lists its product as uncharacterized. Gene Ontology annotation, molecular function: protein binding. The transcript has a single exon. NCBI's taxonomy places the organism in Eukaryota, Metazoa, Porifera, Homoscleromorpha, Homosclerophorida, Plakinidae. The coding region runs from base 46 to 1503 and encodes 485 amino acids. The record is from RefSeq and is a predicted model, not a curated record.
UCGUAUCCGGAAGUCUCAAGAGGUUUGUUCUUUGCGACUCUUCUAAUGGAUCCGAAACCGUUUCUAACAAUGCGUUCUAGUGGUAUUCUGUGCGACUGCACGAUACAAAUUGGUAAUAGAGAAUUGCUAGUUCAUGGUCUAGUGAUCGCCUCACGUUCCGACUACUUUCUGAAGUUGCUGCAGUCAAAGAUGCGAGACACCAAUCGAGUCGAUCUAUCCAAUGUGGUUGGAGGCUACGAUGCGAUCAGCGUGAUUGUCGACUUCUGCUACGGCAUAUCUGUACAAGACAGACUCGAUGAGUCGAACAUCGCUCACGUGCUCUGCUGUGCUUUAUAUCUCCAAAUGUGCGGAGAGAAAAAUCUGGCAAUGAUAUGUAGAAACACACUAAAAAUGCUAACAGAACGACAACUAACGAACUGCUUAGCUAUUCUAAACGACUGUACUGACAUCGGAGUUGCUGCAGAAAAAGAAGGAGUGAUUGAAGAGUGCCUACAAGCGGCAGUGCUGCACUUCAAAUCGCAAGAGGGCAAUUACGAAUUCGAAGCUUUGGACGACCUCAGUAAUUCUGUAAAUUUGAAAGAUUUUCCUAUCCAUUGGAUCGAGCAAAUUUUGGAAAAAAUGCGACAAGAAGAAUGCCAUUUGUCAAUAACAGCAUUUGUGUCUACUGUCCAUAUUAGUUCCAUUAUCAGCUGUUACCCUAACAGCUGUCAGACGGUAGAGAACUCUCCCUAUUCUCUUGACGCUUGUCGUCCAUCGGCAGCAAGCCCAACAACACUGCUGGAAGCAUUUGAAACGAUCAUGAGUUACGUUCCUGACGAAGCAUCUACAUUAUCCCCUCGUGCUGCAUCCCCAACUUGGUUUGCUAAAGCGUUGGAGUUUUCCACCACACAUUCACUGGCAUGUGCCAGUCGUCUGUUUUCCAUGUGUGCAAGCAUUUAUGACAAACUUGCAAACGCUGAUGAUGAGAACACCGUUGUUUACAAGUUCAAACCAAACACCAUAGUAGAACUAAACAAUGUAACUAAGACCAACCACAGCAAUCUCGCCGAUUAUGUGGAGAAAAUGUCAGAUCGCUAUCUAUUAGUCCAAGCUCAGCACCAAUCUCUAACUCCAUCUGAUUUUGUGCAAGUUCUGCAAUCGACUGAUUGGUUCAACAGAGAGUCUACUGACGCACCAUUUGCGGCUCUAAAUGAAAUGCUGGAAAUUCCCCAAGAUGUCAUGAAGAUAAAUGAAGAUGAGAUUGCACACAUGGCCGCAAACAUUGAUUUUACAAAGUUGAGUCAAGAUAUGCUAGAAAGAGCAGCAAAAGACACUAGAAUACCGAGACAAGUUGUUGUGAUGGCUGCAGUCAGUGUUUGCUCGACCCUACGCUCUCAACUUGCAAUCACAUCUAAGGCGGUUAAUGACGAAAAAAAGAAAACAGAAAUGUUCAAAUCGGCCUUAGACAUAGCAAAUCAACGUAUUAGACUGCUGAAGGCAAAAAAAACAAACACUACAGACUGAAAACUAAACCUUAAAGACUCUAAACAUCACUGCUUAUCCUAAAAGCGACUUUUUCUCUCGGUAUAAGGUUGAUUUGCGAAUA